AUGGUCGUGAUGGCGCUCGUCCUUGGCAUGCCCGCCUCUACGUGUCUCAGCGAAGUCGCGCGUGCUGACGUUAAGGCGGCGGUGGAGGCGUUGCAGGAGGUGGGCCUCGUCCACGGUGACCUUCACCGCGAGAAUGUCAUUGUUCGCGAGGACGGGCACGCAGUGCUCGUGGACUUCGAUUGGUGA
Molecule: messenger RNA, 186 nt
Organism: Sparassis crispa
Lineage: Eukaryota; Fungi; Basidiomycota; Agaricomycetes; Polyporales; Sparassidaceae
Exons: 1
Coding region: 1-186 (61 amino acids)
Biological process (GO): protein phosphorylation
Molecular function (GO): protein kinase activity; ATP binding
Source: RefSeq, a predicted model, not a curated record